Ornithorhynchus anatinus (platypus) is the source of this 2405-nucleotide messenger RNA. Its product is annotated as zinc finger protein OZF-like. The transcript has 4 exons. The record is from RefSeq and is a predicted model, not a curated record. Gene Ontology annotation, biological process: regulation of DNA-templated transcription. Bases 114 to 1580 code for a protein of 488 amino acids. NCBI's taxonomy places the organism in Eukaryota, Metazoa, Chordata, Mammalia, Monotremata, Ornithorhynchidae.
GGGGCAGGGAGCGACGGGAGCGGUGCGGGGGGGCGCGGGGCCACAAUGAGGCGGUGCGGGACCGGCUGGAAGCUCUGUCUGCCGCCAAGGAGGAGAGCCCUGAAGCCAAAGAGAUGGUGGCUGCAAUCCUUAACCCAGAAUCCCAGGAGCCAGUGCUGUUUGAAGAUCUGGCAGUUUAUUUCUCUCAAGAAGAGUGUGUGAACCUUCAGCCCAUUCAGAGGGAUUCUUGCAAGGAUGCCAGAUGGGAGAUGUAUAAGGAAAUGUUCCCACUAGGUGAUGGAAGCAUGGACGAGAACCUCAAUCGGGAAAGCCCAGAAAAUGGGACUCUUCAAGAAAUCUCCACGGGAUGGGGUGAAGAGUACUCUGAGUGGGGGAAAGCCACUGAGGAUAACCCAGGCAGCCCCGAGUGGAAAAGAUGGGCUUUGCCUCUCCCCCGGAAGAAGAGAUUCAUAAGCCUUUUAGUCACCAUUGACAAUCAUAUUCCUUUAAGAGACCUCUCUCGGUGCACAGACAAUCUCUUCCCUUUCGAGUGGGAUGACUCCCCCACAGAUCAGGUUGUGGCCCCUGCCCAUAAGUGCCCCGAGUGCGGGAAGAGCUUCGCCAAGAGCUCCCGCCUCGUUUCGCAUCGGAGAAUUCACACGGGGGAGAAGCCCUACGAGUGUCCCGCCUGUGGGAAAAGUUUUACCCAGAGAUCCACCCUUACGACCCACGAGAAGACCCACCAGGCUCUGAAGCCGCACCAGUGCCCUCGCUGUGGAAAAGCUUUCCGGCGCGUUGCUCACCUCCUUCGGCACGAGAACAUCCACACCAGGGCCAGGCCCCACAGGUGCGACAGGUGCGGAGAGGGUUUCAGUGGGAAUGCCAAACUUUUGCAGCACCAGAAAGCACACACCGGCGGGAGGCCCUUCCAGUGCCCCACGUGCGGACGAUGCUUCGGCCGCAACUCGGACCUGGUGACCCAUCGAAGGACGCACACCGGGGAGAGGCCCUACAGGUGCCCGGACUGCGGGAAAGGCUUCAGCCAACGAUCCAACCUCGCCACGCACAAGAGGACCCACACGGGGGAAAAGCCCUACACGUGCGGCCACUGUGGGAAAAUUUUCCGCCGCAGUUCUCACCUUGCCCGGCACGAGGCUCUCCAUGCCGGGCAGAGCCCGCACAAGUGCCACGACUGCAGGAAGGGUUUCCUCACGGACUUGGAGCUGGGGCGGCAUCGGGUCACCCACUCGGGGCUGAAGCUGUACCCGUGUCUUGCGUGCGAUAGAAGUUUCAGCUGGAAGUCCGAUCUCGCUGUUCAUCAGAGGCUCCACACGGGAGAGAAACCUUUCAAGUGUCCCACGUGCGAGAAGAGCUUUAGGCUGAGCUCCCAUCUGGUUAUGCACCAGAGGACCCACACGGGAGAGAAACCCUAUCAGUGCCUCGACUGCAAGAAAAGUUUCAGUAGGUGUUCGGACCUCAUCAUGCACCGGAGGCUCCACACGGGUGAGAGACCCUAUCGUUGCUCCCAUUGCAGCAAGAGCUUCAUCCGGAGCUCCCACCUCCUGCGGCACCAGAAGAUCCACCGGCGAGAGGAGCUGUGAGGGGGUCGGGGGGUGGAAAGGGUCUCGGGCGGUUCUCGAGGCAAAGGUGCCCAGGUCCCGAUUAGGGCCUUCUUCAUCAGAACGUGAUGCAGAAAGGACCGUCCAUCCUUCUUUUCGGCCAUGCUUAUGUGGGUAACGCCACCGUUAGCAACGUCUCUUCCAUCCUAGGAUUCCUGUAGCAAUUGAGGAGAUGCUCCAUGUUCCCGGGAGUGGAGUUCACCCCGUUUUCCUCUAAUUUGAGGGUUGCAUUCUGGCAAGACUCGGCCUCAUAGGAAAGUCACACUAUGGUGCUGGCCCUCUCGGAUGUUGCACAGGUGUACGAGCGUGCGGGCACGCGUAUCCAUGUCCUUCUGAUACCGGGGUGUGCCGAAGCCAUCCAGGCUUAUGUUUUUGGAUAAAUGCCCCCCAGUUUCCUCACGGGCUUCCAGCCAAAUGCACGGUGAAAAGGUGCAUUGUGGCGGAACUGGGUCUAUCCCAAGACUUGUUUUAUGAAAUGUAUUUACUAUCCCUCUUCUUUCUCUCUCCUGCUUGUCCCUUGUGGAUAGCUCUCCUAAAACUCACCAGGGACAUCCUCCAAUAAAUGAAGUCAAGUUUUUUUAAGUGGUGUGUGCCUUUUAAACCUUGGUUAUAUGGGGCUUCUUUUAUAUCCCCCACCUAACUCUAUCCUCAUAAGGAAGAGUGGAAGCAGCUGUUUCCAUGAUAAAGUGGGGAAACUGCCAGGCCGAGGGUAAAUUCAAUGCUCGACGUUUCAUAGCGAGUUGGUGUUAGGUGUAGAACUCAAGUGCCUGACUCACAUCCAGGGUCCUUUUCCGACUUGUAGCUUAA